Cyclospora cayetanensis is the source of this 1245-nucleotide messenger RNA. RefSeq lists its product as uncharacterized. Bases 1 to 1245 code for a protein of 414 amino acids. The record is from RefSeq and is a predicted model, not a curated record. Lineage: Eukaryota; Apicomplexa; Conoidasida; Eucoccidiorida; Eimeriidae. The transcript is spliced from 7 exons.
AUGCUGCUUCUGCGAGGCUGUGCAUCGUCUCUAAAAGCUUCCCUUGACUUUAUAGGGCCUGCUGCAGCUGCACACACAAGACUUCAGGAAGGCCUUGCAGCAGCGGAGGCGGCGUCAACGGAAGUGGCCCCAACUGCAGACGUCUGUACGCCUACUGCAGGUUCAGACAGCACAAAGGCAAAUGCUGCAACCGCAGGAGGCUCAAGAUUGCCACCCAGCGACGCUGCAGAAGCAGAAGGUGCAGCAGCAAGCGCUGCUGCUGCGGACCGCUUUAAGGCGGAAGACACAGCGGAGGCGUCAGCAGCAGCGGCAGCCUUGGAUGCCGCAAAAGAAGCAGCAAAAGCAUCAGGAGGUAACAGCGAUCAUCUCUUGUUUGAUGCGGAGACGUUUAAACGCAUGCAGGUCCUUCGAGAGAAAAUUCAUGAGCUGCAAGUUGCAGGUGUCCAGACGGUGCGGGAAGCCGACAUAGCAGAUGUGCGGCAUUUGCUAACGGAGAGGCGCCUCUUGGAGGACGUUUUGCGCCUUGUGAGAGACGCCCUUGUGGCAAAACUUCAGCCCCCUACCGCCGUGGCCGCUGCUGCAGCUAUGCAUAAGCAGCACGCCGAUGCAUCUAACGCCGCUACAGCGGGUUUGCAGCAGCUCGAGCACUUGGCACCGCAAUUGCUGCGGCAUGCCGCGUUCCUAAGAACGCGUGUAGCCGCACAAAAGACGGAGAGGCUUCUGGGGCUUAUGCUGCUGGGGAAACCUCGCCAGCUAGACGAACUCAUGGAUCGCAUGUGCACCGCGCGCUUGCGACUGGAGGCUGCAGGCAAGGCGAAAUACUUGGGAAUUUUAGCAGAGGUUUUCCAAGAACCUCCUCGGGCUGCCGACAUGAGGGCUGUUGCGAAUGCUGCCUUGCAUACCACCGAGGAAAUUGAGGACUUCUGCCAGUGGCUGCGCAGUGGAAUCGCCUUUGGCGAGGAGACUCGGCGCUUGACAGAGCAGCAGCUGGAGGUGAUGCGCGCGUUGCUCGCUGCCACAGAGUCUCUACAUCCAGCUGAAGGAGAGCACCUCGACAGGUGGAGCGAGGCCACUGCCUACAGACCAAACUCCGAUAUCAAGAUCUGGGAUGACAUUCCGAACAGGCCUCAGUCACCGUCGAAUGAGCAGAACUCGGAUUCCCAGAAAGAUAUCAGCAGGGAGAGGAGUGGAGAGACAAGCAGUCGCCUCCCUCCUAACGGCACCGACAGUGCGAUGCAAGAGUAG